This is a messenger RNA of Rhodofomes roseus, 873 nucleotides long. RefSeq lists its product as uncharacterized. The record is from RefSeq and is a predicted model, not a curated record. NCBI's taxonomy places the organism in Eukaryota, Fungi, Basidiomycota, Agaricomycetes, Polyporales, Fomitopsidaceae. Gene Ontology annotation, cellular component: mitochondrial matrix; mitochondrial inner membrane. Gene Ontology annotation, molecular function: ATP binding; ATP-dependent protein folding chaperone; protein-folding chaperone binding. Bases 1 to 873 code for a protein of 290 amino acids. Gene Ontology annotation, biological process: mitochondrial unfolded protein response; protein refolding; protein import into mitochondrial intermembrane space. The transcript is spliced from 7 exons.
AUGGUCUACACGGGGUAUGAGAGCGCGCUUGAUGAUGGACACGCUGAGUCCUGGUCAAAGUUGGCGGUCGGCAUGGGCUUCAUGUUGGGCAGGCCGUCACCUGCAAGCCAGCGGGCGCUCUCGUACCUCGCGCGGACGAUCUUCGCGAACACGGGCGAGGAGAGCUCUGUCCUCGUCAGCACCAUGACGCAGCAGUACGGCGAGGAGGACAAGUUUGCGUGGAGCUACGACACGUGCAAAGGUGUUGCCGGCGGCCCGAAGAUCACAAAAGAUGGUGUUACGGUCGCCAAGUCAAUACAGCUGAAGGACAAGUUCAAGAACCUCGGUGUUCACCUCGUUCAGGAUUUCGCCUCCAAGACGAACAAGAUUGUUGGUGACGGCACGACCACCACAACCAUCCCCGUGCGCGCCAUCUACGCGGAAGGUGUGAAGAACAUCGCCGCCGGCUGCAACCCCAUGGGCCUCCGCCGCGGUUCCCAGGCCGCUGUCGAGCGCGUCGUCGAGUUCCUCUCUUCGCACGCAAAGACCAUCACCACCACCACCGAGAUUGCCCAGGCCAUGGAGAAGGUCGGCAAGGAGGGCGUUAUCACCGUCAAGAAGGCCCGCACGAUCAACGACGAGAUCGAGCUUACCGAGGGCAUGCGCUUCAACCACGGCUUCAUCUCCCUGUACUUCGUCACCGACGUCAAGAGCCAGAAGGCCAAGUUCGAGAAGCCCCUCGUCCUCAGUGAAUCGAAGAUCAGCCGUCUCCAGGAUAUCCUCCUGCGGACGUGGUGUUUGCGAGGGUCACGGUUGGAAGAUAUGCAGCAUUACUCCUCACCGUGCACGCCGCCCGUCCAUCAGAACUUCUCUGAUUUCGGUUACGGGCUGUGA